GGGACCCUCUUUAAUUACAAAUUAAGUGAAACCACCAGGAUGGUUUGGAGGGCUGAGGCCUCCAGCCAGGAGGAUCUCUUCUCUCUCCAAACCCCCACCACUAACAACCAAUAAACAAGGUCCUGGGCAUCUCAGCUUCCCACUGUGGCCUGGCUCUGCUCUCUGAGUGAGUAGUGUGGCACAUUGAGCUGAAUGUAUUGCUCAGAGGGCACUAUUAGGGUGCUAUGUGAGUGUCUGGGGGGUAGAGGGUGGUCAUUGGAGGUCAUUUAUCAAGAAGACCUUUAGUUUCUUCACUUUUCUUAGGUGGGACAUACCAGUGCCAAGCCAUGUGAGGGUCCCUCACCCCCCUUAUAAAGUGCCUUUCUGUCCUUGAAAAAGAGUCUUUGGCUUGGUGCCUCUAAUCUCCCAAGCUAUGUUUGGGGCACCUCAACUAUAGGCUCCACUUACCCCAGGGAAUAGACAGGUGGUCAUAAAGGAUCACUGCAUAAAUUGUAGGAGGUGCAGAGGUCUAUAGAGAAGGUAACAUGAAGGACAGUCCAGGAGGGACUCAGCUGUUCUUGGAAAAGCUAAAACCCAUAGCAGUAAGUUCCUUAGGAGUGGUGAGCUCCUCACUGGUGGGGUUUCUCUGCUACCUAGCUACCUGGGGUGUGAUAUGCAACCAGAACCCUUGCCUUGUUGGGCCUCCAGUGGUGGAGCCACACUGUCCCAGAGCUGCGUUCUUACGAAGGAUGGCUGUGGGGGUGCACCUGCGCAUGAGCCCAGGACUAGGAUAGGUUUGGGAGAGAGGAGAGACAGGACAGAGAUAAAACAGGAGUGAACAUCGGGCCUUAAGAGCUUGUCCUUGGGUUGGCAGGGGUUUCUGUCCCGGGUCUGGUUGGGUCCAUGAAGUUUGCCUUCCAAUUCACUCUUCUGUUAGGUGUUGCCCUGAUGCUCCUGGGCAGUGACCAGUGUUCUCUCCCACUGCUGCUCCCACUUGGUGGUUCCUGAGCCUCCCAAGGCUGAGGAACCCCUACUGCGACUACAGGAGCUUAAUAAGAAGACAAAGAUUGGCAAACCAGAAGGCCCUCAGUGGAAGUCACUCUUCACUGGCACAGACCCCUCCUGAGCAGGAGUGCCAGCCCUGGGUUUGCUGUGUCCUCUGUCCUGAGGCCCACGUCUCCAUCAGCUUCUCCAUGUAUUUUUACUUCCUCAGGGCGUCUGAGCUGUGGUGGGACAGCUUUGGAUUCAGUCCCAGAGCCAGACGGAGUCCACUCAACUGAGCUUGCUUCGCCAUCGCAUCCACACUAUUCCCAGUUGUAGUCACUCUGGGGCGCCAGGUCCUUUCAAGUUUCGAGUCUCCCCCCAGCCCUCUGCGCUAGGCUAAUAACUUCCAGCCUCCAAGAACCGCUUUAAGAGCGGUCCACAGGGGUGGGGCAAGCUCUAGGGGGCCAGGUCAGGAGACUGAGGUCCUUCCUAGGUGGGAUCACGCAUCCCAGCACAGUCAGCUCUGAUCUCCCUCUUCAGAACUUUGCAAAUCCCCAGCCGUUGAGGCCAGGGAAAGUAAUUUUAUUGCAGGCGAGUUUAUGAGCCAGAGCAGCAGCUGGGCGGGAGUCUGUGGCACACAGAAUCUGGGGGCCUCCUAGGAAGGGUCCAGCACGAGCGUGCACGGGGCCGCUCGGGACAACGCGGAGAAGCCCCAUGGCCCUGUCUGACGGGUCGUUCCGCUGGCUUCUCUCCUCGCCUCCCUGCCCUGAAGAUACACCGCUGCUGGGACAUCUACCAGCUCCAGACCCUCUGCGGCCCGGGGUUGGUGGGUGGGGGCGCAGGAGGAGGGGCGCACGGGGCUUGGGCCCAGCGCUGGGGGCGGGUCCGGGGCGGGGGGCCCAGAUCGGGAGCCGAGCGCCGGGGCCCAGGCAGCUGCCGAGCCAAGCGCAGCGGGCAUUGGGACUGCCACAUCCUGGCCUGCCAUGAGCUCCGGAACCGAGCCCCAGACCCCCCGGACACCCUUCAGCAUCGCAGACAUCCUAAGCCCACGCAUGGUCCCCGGAGGACCCUCUGUGGCUCAGCUUACAGCGUCGAGUCCAGGUCCCACGUCGCCUCUAUGCGCACUGGAGGAGCUGACUAAUAAAACUUUCCACGGACUUGACGGGCACGCUCCGCAGCCCUCUGAAGGCCGCGCCGCGCCGGGCGCGCUGGGCCCUGGCCUGGCCGGCCGCAGGCGGCGAAAGUCACGCACGGCGUUCACCGCGCAGCAGGUGCUGGAGCUGGAACGGCGCUUCGUCUUCCAGAAGUACCUGGCGCCCUCAGAGCGCGACGGGCUGGCAGCGAAGCUCGGCUUGGCCAACGCGCAGGUCAUCACGUGGUUCCAGAACCGGCGAGCCAAGCUCAAGCGCGACGUGGAGGAGAUGCGCGCAGACGUGGCCUCGCUGCGCGUGCUGUCUCCCGAAGUCCAGGGCUGCCUCGCUCUGUCCCACCGCACCACAGGCCCCGGACCCGGUACCGGUCGACCUGACUUCGGGCCCCACUUGUCAGACGAGGAGAUAGAGGUGGACGAUUGAAGGCAAAGCCGCCGCCAGUCCUAGUCUCUGCGACCCUGGACUCCUCGCCUCCGCGCUGUGCGCCCUGUCUGGAUUCCAGGGUGGAGGGAAGGUGUGGAUACCGGUGUCUAUAGCUCCCGUUCAGAUGCCCACGAUUCCCAACUGUAGAGAAUAAAGUCGAGACUUCUCCACACGACGUCUCAAUCCCGGCCGGUGGCAAUAAGAGUGAAAUCUGCUGAUUCUUGCGCUAAUUCUGCA
Manis pentadactyla (Chinese pangolin) is the source of this 2774-nucleotide messenger RNA. It is a transcript of the gene LBX2, whose product is annotated as ladybird homeobox 2. The transcript has 2 exons. Gene Ontology annotation, biological process: regulation of DNA-templated transcription. Lineage: Eukaryota; Metazoa; Chordata; Mammalia; Pholidota; Manidae. The record is from RefSeq and is a predicted model, not a curated record. Gene Ontology annotation, molecular function: DNA binding; DNA-binding transcription factor activity, RNA polymerase II-specific. Bases 1947 to 2537 code for a protein of 196 amino acids.